Molecule: messenger RNA, 956 nt
Organism: Meloidogyne enterolobii
Lineage: Eukaryota; Metazoa; Nematoda; Chromadorea; Rhabditida; Meloidogynidae
Source: the annotation of a GenBank genome assembly
UUUUGUCAAAAUCUACCAACGUACCAUUUUGUCUUAAUUUGCCCGUGUUACCGUUUUGUCUCCUUUUGGCCGAUGUGCCAUUUUGUCUGGGCACGCGCUGUACACUUGAGUAUGGAUUUUGAUUAUUUUUUAUUUUUUAAGAGUUUAAUAAAUCAAUUUGGAGUCAAAGUCCAAGCGUUCAUCAUUUUCCUCCCGUUUUUUCCUCCCAUGUUUUUCUUCCUCAUUUGCGCCUUACGUUUUUGUAACAAACAGUUUUUAUUUCCUCACUCAUUGAUUUUUGUUUGUUUACACGCAAACCAAUUUUUCUAAAUUUUUAAUUUUUUUAGGAUUUUUUAAAAUUUAAUUCAAUUUUUCUACAAAAAAUCAAAUAAUGCCUUCAAUUCCACCUGUUAUGCAAAAAGUAGUUGCAGAUCUCGACAAGAAACUUCACGAGCCUGGGGCUCUGACGUCCGUAUUGGAGACGAUUGAGAAGAAGACCAGCGUUAAACGUCUGCAUGUGUUUGCAGGUUUUGUACUCGUCUACGCACUCUAUCUUCUUUUCGGACACUGGGCUCAACUGGCAUGCAAUAUAACAGGAUAUCUCUACCCAGCUUAUGUCUCAAUAAAGGCCAUUGAGAGUCACACAAAGGAAGAUGACACACAAUGGCUGACUUACUGGGUCGUUUUUGCACUCCUCAACAUUAUCGAAUUCUUUUCCGACUCAAUUCUCUACUACUUUCCAUUUUACUUUCUUCUCAAAUGCGUCUUUCUCCUUUGGUUAUACAUGCCAUCGACUUUGGGAGCUAUUCUUAUCUACGACCGCCUCAUCCGCCCGUUCUGUCUCCAAUAUACGGCGCAUGUUGAGGAGAAACUCAACAGUGGUUCGUGAUUUUUAUUUUUUAUCGAGUUUGGGAUAAACUACUAGAAGACUUCCCUGGUUCAUGCUAGUUGAAUUCCUUAAAUUUUUUGGGUCAGAC